Kockovaella imperatae is the source of this 1082-nucleotide messenger RNA. Its product is annotated as Tat binding protein 1-interacting protein-domain-containing protein. The record is from RefSeq and is a predicted model, not a curated record. The transcript has 10 exons. Bases 154 to 978 code for a protein of 274 amino acids. NCBI's taxonomy places the organism in Eukaryota, Fungi, Basidiomycota, Tremellomycetes, Tremellales, Cuniculitremaceae. Gene Ontology annotation, molecular function: double-stranded DNA binding; recombinase activator activity. Gene Ontology annotation, biological process: meiotic strand invasion involved in reciprocal meiotic recombination; homologous chromosome pairing at meiosis; meiotic joint molecule formation. Gene Ontology annotation, cellular component: condensed nuclear chromosome; DNA recombinase auxiliary factor complex.
ACGCUACCUCAUCCUCGUCUAUAGAUGCUUUGAUUGGUGACACCGUCCAGGUCCAUUCUGAAUCCCGCCUGUUUCUGACUUUGGAACUAUCUGUCAUCCCGCUCCUGGCUUAUUUGACUCACGAACCUACUCACAUUACCCUUUCCGUUCAGCAUGCCCCCAAAAGCUGCAGCUAAGGAAAAGGCAGUCAAGGGCGACGAAGCUGAGGAGCUUGUCCUUCAAUAUCUGAAAUCAACUAACCGACCGUACGCAAGCGCCGAUGUUUCCGCCAACCUCAAGGGCAAAGUCCCCAAGCCAGCUGCCCAAAAAAUCCUCACGACACUUGCAGAGAAAGGCUCGCUGACGAUGAAAACCUAUGGCAAACAGACUAUAUUUGUCUACGAUCAGUCUCAUCUUACUGCUCUAUCGAAGGAAGAUCUCGCUGCCCUGGACAUUGAAAUCAAGCAGACAAGUGCAGACCUUGAAUCAACUCGCAAGACCCUUAGAUCGGUACAGAGUGAUCUGUCGGCCCAGGAAUCGCAGCCAAAGACGAAAGAUCUCGAGGGGGAGAUAGCCCUCGUAGAGGCAGACAAUGCUUCAUCCCUCAGAGUUUUACUGCCCCUAAGAGGCACCGGAGAAGGACCGAAAGUUGAACCGAUGUCUGCAGAAGAGAUCAAGAAAGUUGACGCGCUCUUCCUUAAGUGGCGGAAAGAAUGGAUCAAUAGAAGAAAGGUGUACAAGGAACUCCUUGGGCUGCUCCAAGAUGCUGGGCAAGUGCGAGACAAAAUGAUAUUUGAGGAUGAGCAAGGUAUCUCGCCGGACGAUGAAGUUGCCAGGGAAGUGGAGAAUGGUGAAUUUUGUCAACAAGGCUCUGCAAGAGGUCCGAUUCGACCGACUAUGACCGUCAAAAAGGUCAAUACCGACACAAGUGUGGCCAAAAGAUCAAGCUCGACGCCAGAUCCAGCCGAAGGCAAGAAGAAGAAGGUCAAGAAGGCUUGAAUGAAUCACGCUGGCUCAGCAACUUUGAACAAUGGAUUGCUAUGUUCCGAUCCUGCACGGAGAUGAUUCGGUCUAUGUACAAAUUCGAGGCUCCAUACGCUGCC